This is a messenger RNA of Eurytemora carolleeae, 3012 nucleotides long. RefSeq names its product kinesin-like protein KIF11-A. Gene Ontology annotation, biological process: microtubule-based movement; mitotic spindle assembly. Gene Ontology annotation, cellular component: spindle microtubule; nucleus. The record is from RefSeq and is a predicted model, not a curated record. NCBI's taxonomy places the organism in Eukaryota, Metazoa, Arthropoda, Copepoda, Calanoida, Temoridae. Gene Ontology annotation, molecular function: microtubule binding; ATP binding; plus-end-directed microtubule motor activity.
GUCAGUUGUUGAACCUCUGAUUGGACAGGUGAUGCAGGGGUACAACUGUACAGUGUUCGCGUACGGACAAACCGGUACUGGAAAAACCUUCACUAUGGAGGGAGGAGAGGGGAGAGACGAACCAGGAACAACCUGGGAGAAUGAUCCAACUGCUGGAAUAGUACCAAGAGCUCUGGCACAGUUGUUUGACGAACUGCGACUCAUACAGGGUCUUGAAGAGGUUCAGGUUCAUAAUAAACGUGAGGUUUAUGAGAUCCUGGAGAAAGGAAGUGUAAAGAGGAAAACUGCAGAGACUUUAAUGAACGCACACUCCAGUAGAUCUCAUACAGUCUUCACAGUCACAGUUCAUCUCAAGGAGUCUAGUGUUGAUGGUGAAGAAGUUCUGCGGAUAGGAAAGCUGAACCUGGUUGAUCUGGCCGGCAGCGAGAAUAUUGGGCGGAGUGGUGCGCAGGACAAGCGCGCUAGAGAGGCUGGGAAUAUAAACCAGUCUCUACUCACUUUAGGACGUGUGAUCACGUGUCUGGUUGAGAGAGCCCCCCAUAUACCGUAUCGGGAAUCCAAGUUGACCCGUCUGCUCCAGGAUUCUCUGGGAGGAAGAACUAAAACAUCUAUUAUUGCAACAGUUUCACCCGCAGGAAUAAACCUGGAGGAAACCUUGUCAACUCUGGACUACGCUCAUAGAGCAAAGAAUAUACAGAACAAACCAGAGAUAAACCAGAAGCUGAGUAAGAAGGCCGUACUCAAGGAGUACACGGAGGAGAUAGAGAGGUUGAGGAAGGAUUUAAUGGCGAGCAGAGAGAAGAACGGAAUUUAUCUAGCUAACGAGAAUUAUCAGAGUAUCUUGGCAGAGAUAGAAUCCCAGGCUCAGGAGAUCGCUGAGAAGUUCGGACAGAUCAAGGCAAUGAAAGACGAGAUGGAGAAGCAUGAAGAGAUGUUUGAUGAAUGUUCACGAGAACUCCAGAAAACUACAGCUGAGCUGGAGAACACCCACUCCCUGCUCAAGGAUACAGAGCACACUCUCAACUGCACCAAGGCGGUCCUCCACAAGACUGCUAAUGAGAGGGAGGAGCAGAAACAUCUGGUGGAGAAGCAUGUCGAGACUGAGCUGAAGCUUUCACAGCAGGCUAAGAAGCUUCUUACUGUUAGUGAUCAGACCUCUGGGGAUCUCAAGCUCCUGCACGAAAAGCUGGACAGAACGAAGAAGGUGGAGAAGACGAACGAGGAGGCGAAGGACGAGUUUCUCAAGAAAUUCACGGGUUCUAUAUCCGAGAUGCGCAACCACCUUGAGGCAUUUCAGACUCAGCAUGGAUAUUCCUGCUCCAAGUUCACGGAGACACUGAAAUCUCAGUUUGAAGAGAAGAGAGGAACCCUGGAGAAGGUGAAACACCUUGUCGUGGAGAUGAAGAAGGUUCAGGGGGUAUCCGAUACCAAGGUUCUUCAGAUGAUUGAUGAGCAAUUGGCCGGGGAGCAGGCCUGGGUCAAGAGUCACGAUGAAACCGUCUCAGGUAUGGUUGAGAAGUAUAAGCAGCUGAUCACCGACUUUGACCAGAACCAGAUAUCUCCACAGCUUGAUCUCAUCAGCCAGGAGCUGACCUCCAAGUCCAAGAUCUUGUCAGACUUGGAGAAAUCCGUCGUGUCCGACUUCUCCAGGAUGGUGGAGACCUUCGACAAGUUUACUCUCCAGGUGUCCGAGAAUAUUGUGAGGAUGAUCGAAGAUGUCCGUGAGUACUCGAAAGAAAGUUCCCGAGCCCUGGAAUCCGUUCUCGAGGAGAACAGAAUUAUUCAAGAAUCUGAGAAAUCUUUUAAAUCUUUGCUCGAAAAUCUUAUGUCCAAAUACACUGAGCACUCGGAGAAGGUUUCAGCUUGCUCCUCCAGGUUGGAGAAGUCCUCCCGGUCCUUUAUACAGUCAGGAGAUAAACGUGUUGCUAAUAUGAACCAGAAGUGCGAGGAGUCUGGUGUGGCAAGAGCACAGUUUGAAACCUUGAUUGCAACCCAGAGAGAAAACUUGGUGGAGAACGUAAACUCGCAGAAAGUAAAAUGUGAGUCUCUGAACCAGAGUGUUGAAACCAGGACUCGUAGUAUUGCUGGAAACGUGAGCUCGUUCUGCAUCGAGACCAAAUCCAUGUUGGAGAAAUUAGAAGAAACUUCUUCCCAGCAAUACCAGCAGAGACAGCAGGAUACAGGAGCGUAUGUUACCAGGUUCCGGGAUGAAAUAAAUUACUCUACUGAACAGAUGAACAGGUUCCAGAAGGAGACCAUCGGCUCCAUCAAGGUUCUCCAAGACCAAGACUCAAGCAAUCUGUCCAAGCUCUCCGGGACUGUUCUUGAGCUAUCAGGACUAUCUGAGAAGAGUUGCUCAGAGCUGGGACAGCAAACUCAAGAUCAGGAGGAGAAGAUCCGAACCUUCCUCCAGGAGUCCUUACAGAGAGAUGUUCCAACUGGUUCUACUCCUGCUAGGACGGAGAGGGUAUAUCCUAGAUAUCUUGCAGCAACCUCUCCUCAUGACAGAAUUAUUCAAAGGUAUAGAACUGCUGCAGAGAACGCUAGUGUAGCUGCCCGUCUACCCCUGGAGGAAAUGGAUGAAGAUGAUGAUGAUGACAGUGUUGUAUCAGAUUCAACUGUUAACUCAGAUACCAGAGGACAGAUAUCGAGACAGAACUCAACCUGCUCUAACUCCAGUAGUUCCAGGGGAAAUAUAUCCAGAGAAACUUCAGGUGACCUUAAACCAAUGAUGGAGAAAAAGAAGGUUAAGUCUGAGUCAGGUUGCUUCUCCGGGUCCGAGGAUACAGAGAACAAGGAUCCUUUCACCAAACCUAGUAGUAAACCUAAACUCCGGAGAGAGAUUCCUAAACUAAAGAAACAUCUUAGAACGACAAACUAGACUCUUUUUAGAUAUGCAUUGUACAGAUCACAAUCAUCUAUCUAUCUACACUACUAUUAUGUACAAGAUGUAGAAUGUAAAUUCUAACAGUUCAUGAUGCACUUACUUUUCAUGAUAAAUUAUCAAGUUUU